This is a messenger RNA of Suillus fuscotomentosus, 1154 nucleotides long. RefSeq lists its product as uncharacterized. The coding region runs from base 311 to 958 and encodes 215 amino acids. Lineage: Eukaryota; Fungi; Basidiomycota; Agaricomycetes; Boletales; Suillaceae. The record is from RefSeq and is a predicted model, not a curated record. The transcript has a single exon.
UAUACGCUUUACAGGAAAUUGUGAUCGAGCCUUGCGGAAUGUAUGUGUCCUUUAUUGUUCUUCCAUCGACCACUUCCAAUGACCAAGUGUCAAUCGUAUGUCUCGCCCAUUGACGCCACUGAUGGGUCCGCCUGGUUCCCAGGUCUCAGCCUUAUCCCCAUUGCAUGGAGAUUGAGGGGCAUAGCAAGAAUGCAACAUUUACAUUACCACAUAGGUUGAACAUGGCAGGCAACAAUAAUGCGACGAGGGACGCAUAACCCGCGCGUGAUUGGUAAGUAAAAUGGCGACAGAUAAGUAUCUUUGAUGCAAUAUGAUGCACCCUCAGACAUUGUCGAGGCAGCGUGUGACACGGCCAACGAGGUCAUGUAAUAUACGCACACGGUGGUCAACUGCUAAUAGCACAGUGUAUUGCGUCCGCUGCAAAGGAAUUGCUGGAGAGUUACAGACGGAAGUUUUUGCCCCUUACCAAGGUCUUGCUCUCCUUACUGUCAGGCAUGCCAGGUUACCGGUCAGCUUAAUAGGGAGCCAGCACAACUUCGUGGCGUCACAAAAGGAACCCGACAAUAUCCAUGUCAAUCCCGAUGCCCGUCGUAAAUCCUCACGGAGGCGGUGCUUUUCGUCGGUCACACAUGUGUUGCGUGAUACGCUCCGACGUCAUAGGAAGAUGUGUCUUCGAGAGGAAAUAAAUCGUGGCGCUCGCAUGCCAUUGGCUCCAAGCUACGAAAUGAAAACAUCUAAAUGCUCCCAACAAUGCCACAAAAAGGUACUGGCUCGCAAGAUUACAUUUUCCGGUGGAAUUCGGUUAUCACCAGGCCCAACCAUGGCGGCCCAGCUAAAGGGACUAUUGCCACGCACUGGCUGGCGGGAUGCCACACAGGCCUGGGCGAUUGAGCCUGGUUUGAGCCUCAGCCUCCUGCGCGUGCGUUUGGCCUCUGGGGUGGUCUGGGCAAGACCUUGACCUAAAAUUAUGAUGCUCCAUUUCAUUUCAUUUCUGCAUUCUGCAUUCUGGGGUUUGUCGUAGUACCAAAUCUGGGCCCAUGAAGCAAUGAAAUGAAAUGCUCAAGAAGUUUUCUGUAUGAUUAAUGUCAGGACCAUUAGGGCUUCCAUUCGUCAACUGCCCUUGGGCCUAGAAGGUCUGCUGCGCACAUAACGUA